Molecule: messenger RNA, 2706 nt
Organism: Aureococcus anophagefferens
Lineage: Eukaryota; Pelagophyceae; Pelagomonadales; Pelagomonadaceae
Exons: 4
Coding region: 1-2601 (866 amino acids)
Molecular function (GO): ubiquitin-protein transferase activity
Source: RefSeq, a predicted model, not a curated record
AUGAACACGAAAUUCGUGAAGCUCUUGGCCCUCUCGGUCUCCUGCAGCCUCGUCGCGGGCGUGCCGCCAGGUUCGCGCGCCCUCCAACGCGGGCGGCGCGACGACGACGACGACGACGGCUGGGAUUGGGACGACGACUUCUGGGACGACGACUACGACUACGACUACUACUACGGCAUCAGCGUCGACGACGGCGAUCGGUGCGCGGAGCGCGAUGAGCGCUGCGACGACGACACGGCGUGCUGCGGCAGCGAUUCGUGCUUCUGGCUCGACGGCAAGGACUACGGCGAAUGCGGCAAGAAGUGCCCCGAGAACGACCGCUUCGAGUGCUACGUGCCCGAGUGCGCGGAGCGCGAUGAGCGCUGCGACGACGACACGGCGUGCUGCGGCAGCGAUUCGUGCUUCUGGCUCGACGGCAAGGAGCCGUGCAAGGACCACGGUGAAUGCCACAAGAACUGUCCCAACGACGACAAGUUCGAGUGCUAUGUGCCCACGUGCGUCGAGCGCGGCGAGGACUGCUCCGCCGGCGGCGGCUCGUACAUGCCCUGCUGCGAUUCCAGGGACUCGUGCUUCUGGAAGGACUCGGACACGGCCGAGUGCCGCCGCGAGUGCCCGGACAAUCCGAGCUGGGACUGCUACGUCGACAUCGCGCCCUGCGACGCCGUCGGCCUCGUGCCCGGCGAUUUCUGCGAGGGCGACGGCGAGUGCGGCACGGACCGGGGCCUCGACAACUGCGCCGAGGCCGACAUGUACGUCGUCGCGGGCGUCGGCGUCGACCUCGUCGUCGUCCUCGAGGGCGUGACCGCGGAGGAGUUCCGGAAGACCUUCGUCGCCGAGCGCUUCGCGGACGCCGUCGCCGCGGUCCUCGACGUGCCGCCGGCGGCCGUGGGCGCGCCCGUCGCGUCGGACGCGCGGCGGCGCCUCCAGGAGGCCGCCGCGCGGUCGUGCCGCGUCGACUUCGUCGUCGAGGUCGAAGAGGACCGGGACGUCGAGGAGGCGGGCGGCGGCGGGUCGUCGCGGCCCUCCGCCUCGACGCUCCCCGUCGUCGUCGGCGCCGCCGCGGCCGCGGCCGCCGUCGCGGUCGCCGCCGCGGUCGCGCUGGCGCGCCGACGGCGCACGCGGAAGCGCCGCGACCCCCCGGACCUCGAGAGCGCGGCCUCCGAGGAGGUGAAGCUCGACGACGAGCCGUCGCCCUACUCGCCGCGGCUCUCCUGGAAGACGCGCAAGGCGCGCCUCGGCCGCUCCUUCGCCUGGGACGACGCCGCGGGCGCGGGCUGGGUGUCGUGGGCGCGCGACGACGCGCUCGGCCUCCAGUUCGUGCGGCGCUUCGACGCCCGAGGGCGCCUCGAGCUCGUCGACGCGCGCGUGGGCUGCGCCGUCGGCGCCGCGGACGCGGCGACGCGCCUCGACCUCGAGGAUUCCGGGUCGUGGCCCUUCGCGCGGCGCGUCGCCGCGCUGCGGUCGACGCUCGAGGCGCUGCGGAUCCCCUGGCAGACGGGCCGCGUGUCGCCCGUCGUGACGCGGGGGCCGACGCUCCUCCAGGACUGCUUCGACGCGCUCGGCGGCCUGCGCGACGACCAGUGGCGCUGGCCCUUCUUCUUCAAGUUCGCGGGCGAGCCCGGCCUCGACGCGGGCGGCGUCGGCCGCGAGUGCCUGCGGCUGGCGACGUCGGCGAUCUUCGCGACGCACUUCGGGCUCUUCAAGUGCGCCGAGGGCGACGCGCUGACGUACACGGUCCAGGACGACGCGGCCGUCGCCGCGGCCGUCGAGGGCGGCGCGCGGUGGCUCAACUUCGCGGGGAAAUUGGUCGGCAAGGCGCUGUUGGACGGCGCGCACCUCGACGCGCACCUGAACCGCUGCUUGUUGAAGCACGUCUGCGGCGAGCCGCUGAGCCUGGUCGACCUCGGGUGGCUCGACGAGACGCUGCUGAAGUCGCUGUCGCAGCUGCGCGACAUCGACGUCGGCGGCCUGGAGCUCACGUUCUCCGUCGACGAGUCGGCGUUCGGGGCCGUGCGGAGCCGCGACCUCGUGGAGGGCGGGUCGUCCAGGGCGGUCACGGAGGCGAACAAGGAGGAGUUCAUCGGGUUGCGGCUGAAGGACGCGCUCUUCGAGACGUCGAAGGAGGGCAUCGAGGCCUUCCUCGCGGGCGUCUACGCCGUCGUGCCCCUCGAGGCGUUCCUGCUCGUGUCCGCCGUGGAGCUCGAGCUCAUGCUGUGCGGCGCGUCGGAGUUGGACGUCGACAGCUGGAUGGCGCACGCGCAGUACCGGGGCGACUUCGCGGAAAAGGGCGCGGACCACGACGUCGUCCGGUGGUUCUGGGACGCGGUGCGCGCCAUGGACGGUGCGACGCGGAGCCAGCUGCUGCAGUGGACGACGGGCCACGGCCGCGUGCCCGUCCAGGGCUUCUCCCACCUCAUGGGCCGCGACGGCGCGCUCCGGCCCUUCACGCUCACGAGCGUGGCGCUCUCCGCGGCGACGUUCCCGCGCGCGCACACGUGCUUCAACCGCAUCGACCUGCCGCUCUACGAGGACCCGGAGAAGCUCGCCGCGGCCAUCAAGUUCGUCCUCGAGUUCGGCGACGAGACCUUCUCGAUGGACUAACAAGUGCGUAGCAAACAGGCGUCGCGUCUUCCCGUGGCUCUCCCUACGCCUGCCCUCCCUCCCUUCGAGUCCUCCCUGUGCCGCGGCUAACUGGCACGGCGUCCC